Hemicordylus capensis (graceful crag lizard) is the source of this 2222-nucleotide messenger RNA. It is a transcript of the gene DLD, whose product is annotated as dihydrolipoamide dehydrogenase. Bases 384 to 1910 code for a protein of 508 amino acids. Gene Ontology annotation, molecular function: flavin adenine dinucleotide binding; dihydrolipoyl dehydrogenase (NADH) activity. Lineage: Eukaryota; Metazoa; Chordata; Lepidosauria; Squamata; Cordylidae. The transcript is spliced from 14 exons. The record is from RefSeq and is a predicted model, not a curated record. Gene Ontology annotation, cellular component: oxoglutarate dehydrogenase complex; mitochondrion.
CUAUGUAAACUGCUUUGAGAGCAGUAAAUGAAAAGCAGUAAUAUUAAAUGAAAAGUAAAUGAAAAGCAGUAAUAUUAAACAAGAGAAACUUCUUUCCUCCUAUGAAGAAGGACUGCAGACAGCGCCUGCACCAGGAGACCGCCUCCGCCAGGGGGACGCCUCGUAUCUGCUGCACCAGGAGGCUGCUGAGCCAAGCCUGCUCUAACUCCGUAGGGGCCGAUUUCCACUUCGCCUCCCUCCAACUUCCCGGCUCUCCCUCUACGCGCUCAUGCGCCUGCGCGCCAGUCCAAGGACUCCUUGGUGGUGCUGCCGCCGCGGAGGUUCGGUGAUCCUUGAAGGUGCUCUGGAGCGACGGGAGCAGCAGCGUCGACCACGUCAGCAAUAUGCAGAGCUGGAGCCGGGUCUCCUGCGCUCUCGCCCAGAGAAGCCAUUUUAGCCGGAUCCACCAUGGUUUACAAAGUAUUUCUGCAGUGUCUUUAAGAACCUAUGCUGACCAAGUUGAUGCUGAUGUUACUGUGAUUGGAUCUGGUCCUGGGGGAUAUGUUGCUGCUAUCAAAGCUGCUCAACUUGGUUUUAAGAUAGCCUGUGUGGAGAAAAAUGAAACACUAGGUGGAACAUGUUUGAAUGUUGGAUGCAUACCUUCCAAAGCCUUGCUGAACAACUCGCAUCUAUAUCAUUUGGCCCAUGGAAAAGACUUUGCUAGUAGGGGAAUUGAAAUUACAGGACUCCGACUGAAUUUAGAGAAGAUGAUGGAGCAGAAAAGUGGUGCAGUGAAAUCCUUAACAGGUGGAAUUGCUCACUUGUUUAAACAGAAUAAGGUGACACACGUGUCUGGGUUUGGAAAAAUAACUGGCAAAAACCAGGUGACAGCAACCAAAGAUGACGGCAGCACUCAAAUUAUUAAUACAAAGAACAUCCUUAUAGCUACAGGCUCCGAAGUAACACCUUUCCCAGGAAUUACGAUUGAUGAGGACACAGUUGUAUCAUCCACUGGCGCACUGUCUUUGAAGCAAGUCCCUGAAAAAAUGGUGGUAAUUGGUGCAGGAGUUAUUGGCGUAGAACUGGGUUCAGUAUGGCAGCGUCUAGGCGCAGACGUGACAGCUGUGGAGUUCUUGGGCCAUGUUGGUGGAUUAGGCAUUGAUAUGGAGAUCUCUAAGAACUUCCAGCGUAUUCUCCAGAAGCAAGGUCUUAAAUUUAAGCUAAACACUAAAGUUACCGGUGCUACCAAAAAACCGGAUGGAAAAAUUGAUGUUUCUGUUGAAAGUGCUUCAGGUGGCAAGGCAGAAGUGAUUACUUGUGAUGUACUUCUGGUUUGUAUUGGUCGACGCCCUUUCACUACAAAUCUUGGUCUGGAAGAUGUGGGUAUUGAACUUGAUAAUAGGGGUAGAAUUCCAAUCAACAACAGAUUUCAAACCAAAAUUCCAAACAUCUAUGCUAUUGGUGAUGUAGUCGCAGGACCAAUGCUUGCUCACAAAGCUGAAGAUGAAGGCAUUCUGUGUGUGGAGGGAAUGGCUGGAGGUGCAGUUCACAUUGACUACAACUGUGUGCCCUCAGUAAUUUACACACACCCUGAAGUGGCUUGGAUUGGCAAAUCAGAAGAACAGCUAAAAGAGGAGGGGACAGAAUACAAAGUCGGCAAGUUUCCAUUUGCUGCUAACAGCAGAGCUAAGACCAAUGCUGACACAGAUGGCUUGGUGAAGAUAUUAAGUCACAAAUCAACAGACAGAAUGCUGGGAGCUCAUAUUCUAGGCUCAGGAGCUGGAGAAAUGAUUAAUGAAGCUGCUCUUGCAAUGGAGUAUGGAGCAUCAUGUGAAGAUGUAGCCAGAGUUUGCCAUGCACAUCCAACUGUAUCUGAAGCCUUCAGGGAAGCCAACCUAGCAGCAUCAUUUGGCAAAGCCAUCAACUUCUAACGUGGAAGGAAAUCCAUAACUUUCAAAGCACAUCUUCCUAUGAAAACUGACUGAGGGCUUCGUGAAAGCUUGGUCUUUUGAAUACUUCUGGGACUUAAGUGAACUUUUCUUUUACAACAUGGUAUUUAAACAAAUAAUAGGGGCUUGAGGAAAAAACAUUGCCCAACAGCUGUAUAUUAAAUAUGUUUGCAUUAUUGCUAAUUUGUACAUUCUAAGUUUUGCAGAAGACAAGCUACAGAGAUGACAAUUUUAAGAUUGUGGAGCACUGGAAGAUUCCAUCAUGUACUCGGAUGAAAUACAAUGCUGAUAUUA